This is a messenger RNA of Erigeron canadensis, 9220 nucleotides long. RefSeq names its product BEACH domain-containing protein C2-like. The record is from RefSeq and is a predicted model, not a curated record. The transcript is spliced from 33 exons. Gene Ontology annotation, molecular function: protein binding. Bases 165 to 8801 code for a protein of 2878 amino acids. Lineage: Eukaryota; Viridiplantae; Streptophyta; Magnoliopsida; Asterales; Asteraceae.
CCCACAAAAGAUUACCAUUUUAUCCCAUCAAAAAUCGUUUGGAUCCAUGCCAUCAAGAAAAUGGAUCUUUUUUCAUCAUAUGGCUUUCAAGAAACAAAGAUUGAUUAAUUAGGCGAUUAUAUGUAUAAAGAUUUUGUUGCUUAAUAACUUGUUGAAGUGACAUCAUGGACGACGAAAAAGAGGAAACAUCCGAAUCAAAUCAUCUUAAGAACAACCACCUUGGCAAUGUGAAUAUUGGGACGAAGGAUGUGGAUGCUAUGUUGGAGCAGGCAUGUCAAGAUAGAGAUAAAGAUUUGGAUAAAUUGAUGAACCCAUAUGGUGACAGUAGUAAUGUCAUAUAUGGAUUUCAUGUUAAAAAUGGCACAUCAGAGUUUGAUGCUACAAAUCAUGAUAUUCAUACCUCAAACGAGCCUCGCUCACCUUUUGUCACCCAGCAGUCGUCUUUCUUCACUUCAUCCCCCCGACCUAAACCGAAACCUGCUUCACUAGAUAUAAAUACAGAAAUCUUGCAUCUAGUGGAUUCUGCAAUCAUGGGUCAGCCCGAAAGUAUAGAGACUAUGAAAAGCAUGGUGAGUUGUGCAGAGAAUUUUGGAGAUGGAGUUGAUGCAGAUAGUGUUGCAUAUUUGCUAGUUGAUACACUUCUUACAACAAUGGGAGGAGUUGAAUCUUUUGAAGAAGAUGAUGACAAUUUUUCACCAACUGUGAUGAAAAACUCCAUAGCUGCAGUUAUAUCCGCUGAACUUCUUCCAUGGCUUCCAUGGUUAACUGAUAGUGUUGGAUUCAUGUCCCCCAGGACCAGACUGAUUCGUGGGCUGCGGACCAUUUUACGCGCAUGUACAAGAAACAGGGCCAUGUGCUGUUCAGCAGGUUUAAUAGGGGUUCUUUUGAAAACAGCUGAAAAGAUUUUUCUUGAUGAUGUUGGUUCAACGAAACAACUGAAGUGGAAUGGAGCUCCGUUAUGCUCUUGCCUUCAAUAUUUAGCUGGGCAUUCAGUUAGUGUAGCUGAUUUGAACACUUGGUUUAGGUUAGUUAAGCGAAUGAUUAAAACUCCAUGGGCUCCUCGGUUAAUGGCCUCCUUAGAAAAGGCGUUGGGUGGCAAGGAGUCACGGGGCCCAAAAGCUUCAUUUGAGUUUGAUGGUGAAAGCUCGGGUUUGAUUGGGCCAGGAGAGGGUCGUUGGCCGUUUCCUAAUGGCUAUACAUUUGCCACAUGGCUUUUUGUCGAGUCAUUCGCCGACAAUUUACAUACAGCAGCUAUUGCUGCAUCCAUAGCAGCAGAAGCCAGAGCCAAAUCAGGAAAGUUUUCAGGUUCACCGGCUGCGACUGUUGCUAAGAAGGGUAUGGAUGAAGGCACAACGAAUAUGCCUCGUCUUUUUUGUUUUGUAUCUUCUGAUAAUCAAGGCAUUGAGGCGUAUUUUCAUGCUCAGUUUUUGGUGGUUGAAAGUAGAACUGGAAAAGCAAGAAAAGGUCCGGUGUAUUUUUCUUAUGCUUUUAAGCCACAAUGUUGGUAUUUUAUUGGCAUUGAACACACUUCAAAUGGUGAAUUAAGACUAUAUAUUGAUGGAACACUACAUGAAACUCGUUCUUUUGACCUCCCUCGAUUCUCCAAACCUCUUUCAUAUAUAUCCAUUGGAACUAAUCCGCCACCAAGAAUGGGGGGAUUACAUCAAAAUUCACGACAAUUCCCGUUGUUUGCAGAGAUGGGCCCAAUAUAUAUAUUCAAAGAACCCGUCAGGCCUGAGAUCAUAGGAAGGCUGGCUUCAAGGGGUGCGGAUGCACUUCCUUCAUUUGGUAAUGCUGCUGGGUUAAUGUGGUUGUCGACUAAUUCCCAUGUGGUAAAUAUCGAAGAGGAAAGUGCUCGCUUAGAUGCAGAUAUUGCCGGAUACCUUCACAUAAUCUAUCAUCCAAGUUUAUUAAAUGGACGUCACUGUCACGAUGCUUCCCCUUCUGGUCCUUCAGGAUUGCUUCAGAGACCUGCUGAGGUUCUUGGGCAUGUACCUGUAACCACAAGAAUGCGGCCUACAGAAGCUUUGUGGGCCCUGGCAUAUGGAGGUCCCAUGUCUUUACUUCCAUUUUUAGUAAGCAAAGUUGACAAUGAUACAUUAGAACCUGUAAAAGGCAAUCUUAAAUCAUGCUUGGCCUCCACAGCUCUGGCUGCUUCAGUAUUCAGGAUCAUAUCACUAGCAAUACAACACCUGGGAAACAGCAAUGAGUUGUGCCGAACACGAGGGCCUGAGGUUUUAUCAAAAAUACUAACAUACCUCUUAAAAACUUUAUCAUCACUUGAUGUUGCCAAGCAUACAGUGGCAGAUGAGGAAAUUGUUGCGGCAGUUGUGAGUUUAUGUCAAUCUCAGAAGAACAAUAUUACACUAAAAACGCAACUUUUUAGUACGUUAUUGCUGGAUUUGAAAAUUUGGAGUUUAUGUAGUUAUGGGAUACAAAAGAAACUGUUGUCAUCUUUAGCAGAUAUCGUAUGCAUCGAGUCAUCUGUGAUGCGUGAUGCAAAGGCUAUACAAACUCUUCUUGAUGGGUGCAGGAGAUGUUAUUGGACUAUUCAUGAAAAAGAUUCGAUGAACACAUUUUCUAUUAAUGGAGGGCCGCGGCCAGUUGGGGAAGUGAAUGUUUUGGUUGAUGAGCUUUUAGUGGUAAUUGAACUUCUUUUGGUGGAAGCUCCUCCUCCAAUGGCGGUGAAUGAUAUUAGAUGUUUGCUUGGAUUCUUGGUUGAUUGUCCACAACCAAAUCAGGUUGCAAGGACACUGCAUCUAAUAAAUAGGCUGGUGGUUCAACCAAAUACUUCUAGAGCAGAAAAUUUUGCCGAGGCGUUCGUAUCAUGUGGUGGUAUCGAAACACUUCUAGUCUUAUUGCAACGAGAAGCAAAAGCUGGAGAUAAAUAUGCACCUGACAUUGAUGACGAUACCUGUUCUAUCUCGGGAUCCAAAGCUGAAAGUGUUGCCGGUUUUACUGAAAAUUAUAACACUGAUGAUGUUAGUUCUGUAUAUGAUAGUGAAAUUUCAACUUAUGAACCUCAUAGACAUCAUAGUACCAUGGCCUCUAGUAUAGGAAGCCGAACGUCGGCUUCCGAAAGUCAAAUUAUAAAAAAUCUUGGUGGUAUAACUUUCUCAAUUACCCCCGAGAAUGCAAGGAAUAAUGUGUAUAAUAUCGAUAAAACUGACGGAACUGUUGUCGCCAUCAUUGGCCUUUUUGGGGCUUUAGUUAUUUCGGGGCAUUUAAAGUUUGGUUCUCAUGCUCCUCCGGAUCUUACUGGAAAUCUUCCUGGUUUGCUUGAAGGUGCGGGUAGUAUGUAUGAUGAUAAAGUUUCACUUCUACAUUUUGUUCUGCAAAAGACUCUCCAAGCUGCACCAAACAGGCUAAUGACUAUGAAUGUCUACACAGCUUUACUUAGUGCCUCGUUAAACGUAUCAGCAAUGGAUGAAGAUCUAAACCCCCAUGACUCACAACUCCGCUUUGAGAAUUUAGAAGUCUUGUUGGUUCUUUUCCGUUCACUACCAUAUGCAAGCGAGAGUUUUCAAAUUCGGGCAUUGAAGGAUCUUCUAAUUUUGGUUGUCCAACAAUCAGAUAAUAGAAGAAGUCUCGCUAAGAUGGAGGAGUGGCCUGAGUGGCUCUUGGAAAUUCUUAUAUCGAAUUAUGAGAUGGGUGUAACAGGCGCUUCAACAUCUUCAAGCAUAAGCUACGUUGAAGACCUUAUAUACAGUCUCCUCAAUAUCAUGAUAGAGCAAUCACUGUUCGAAAAAGAUGGCUGGAAGGAUAUUGAAGCUACACUUCAUUGUGCAGAAUGGCUUUCAACAAAAGGGGGAUCUAGCACAGGAGAGCAGCGGGCUAGGCGUGUGAAAUCAUUGCCUGUUUUUAAGAGAAGGCUUUUGAGUGAGUUGCUGCAAGUCAUCACCACAAACUUAAAGAGUCAGAUCCAUCUUAUUGCUCUAGGAUCUGUUGGUGAGGAAAUAACAGGAAUGGCACCUGGAGUGACUAAGGAACAAGUAGAGGAUGCUGUUCGUUAUUCCGAGGCUUUAGUGGAGAAUGCAAUUGUGACGUUAAUGCUUGUUGAAGAUCAUUUGCGACUGCAGAGUAAAGAAUUUUGCUUAACCUAUUUUCAAACUGGUUCUACCUCUCCUCUUUCAUCUGUCCAAGCAUUGGUUUCGAGUCCCUCAUCGAUCUCAAAACCGUUGGAAGGAGGAGAUUCAUCUAAGGACUCUGCAGUUCCAUUUGAUGUUCUUGCUUCUAUGGUUGAUGAUAAAGAAGAUUUUUCUGCAUCCACAAUGGAACGCCUCACAGCAGCAGCAGCAGCAGAACCUUAUUACUCGGUUUCUUGUGCUUUUGUGUCAUAUGGAAGUUGUGUGAUAGAUUUAGCUGAAGGAUGGAAAUAUAGAAGCCGAUUGUGGUAUGGUGUCGGUAAACCUUCAGAUACAUCUAACAUUGGUGGUGGUGGCAGUGGUUGGGACCGCUGGAAAUCAUGUUUAGAAAAAGAUUCAAAUGGUAAUUGGGUUGAAAUUCCAUUAAUAAAGAAAUGUGUCCUGAUGUUACAAACCUUAUUAUUAGAUGAACAUGGGUUUGUCGAUGAGCUUGGGAUGAGUGGCACUUCAGGUACUGGAAUGGGUAAUGUGAUGGCUCUUUAUCAAUUGUUGGACAGUGACCAGCCGUUUUUAUGCAUGCUUCGUAUGAUACUUCUUGCAUUGAGAGAAGAUGAUGGCGAUUGUGAAAGUGGCAUAAUUAUGAAAAAUAUUGAUGAUGGGUUUGAAAAAUUACACAGAGAAGACGGAAGUGCUCCAUCUUCUUUAGAAAGUAGUCCUCGAACACUCAUGAAUCAGCCCGGUUCACCAUUAUUAUGGAGAGUACUGUCACCCAUCUUGCACAUGCCAGUCUCUGAGUCCAAGCGACAGAGGGUGUUGGUUGCAUCGUGUGUUUUAUAUUCUGAGGUGUGGCAUGCGGUUAGCCGGAACAGACUCCCUCUAAGGAAACAGUAUCUAGAGGCUAUUGUGCCGCCACUUGUGGCUGUUAUCAGGAGGUGGCGUCCUCUUUUGGCCAAAAUCUAUGAACUUUCUCCCCCAGAUGGAUACAAUCCUCUUGUUCUUGACGACCCAUCCUUAGAUGCUGAGGCCAAUCCUACAGAGAGUGCUCUAGCUAUGAUCACUCCCAGCUGGGCAUCUGCUUUUGCAUCUCCACCUGCUGCAUUGGCAUUGGUCAUGAUUGCUGCUGGUGCUGCUGGUGGGGAUACCACCGCUCCUACUACACCUACAAUAAACGUGCAUCUUAAACGUGACUCUUCUACCUUAUUUGAAAGAAAAUCGGCUAAACUUCAUACAUUUUCAAGCUUUCAAGAACCUUUAGGCGCUUCCAAAAAAUUACGUGCUGUUCCAAAGGACAAAGCAACUGCACGAGCAGCUGCAUUAGCUGCCGCCCGUGAUGUUGAACGAAAUGCAAAAAUUGGAUCUGGAAGGGGUUUGAGUGCAGUGGCUAUGGCUACAUCUGCACAGAGGCGAACCAAAAGUCAUAUGGAACAUGAAAUGAGAUGGAAUGUUUCUGAAGCAAUGGGAACUGCAUGGAUGGAAUGCUUGCAAUCUGUGGAUACAAAAUCGGUUUAUGGGAAAGAUUUUAAUGCGUUGUCAUAUAAAUUUGUUGCACUUCUUGUUGGAAGUUUAGCUUUUGCUAGAAACAUGCAACGAUCAGAGGUUGAUAGACGUGCUCGAAUUGAUUUUAUUGCUCGGCAUCGUUUAUGUACUGGUAUACGUGCCUGGCGCAAACUCAUUCAUUACCUGAUUGAGACCGACAGUCUUUUUGGAUUAUUGAGUAAAAAUCUUUGCGAUCCUAAACGAGUUUUCUGGAAAAUAGAUUACAUGGAAAGUUCUUCAAGGAUGCAUAGAUGUUUAAGGAGGGAUUUUAAGGGAUCAGAUCAUUCUGGUGUUUCUGCAAUAUGUAAAGAUCCAAUGGAACUUGAACAUGAUAAACAGAAGUCGAUUUUGGCUCUAGAAGCUCUCUCAACAGAACUAGCCAAUGAGGUUGAUGAUCAAGAUGUGGUUGUGAAUAUGGAUGGAAAAGCAGAUGAGAUGUGGCUGUAUGAAGAUAUACAUACAAGACCAUCAGCAACUUCAGAGCAGCAGCUGCAGAUACCGAUGGAUUCUAGUGAACCCCAAGUUACAAGCUGCCAAGAUCUUGCACAGAGUCCAUCGGCAGCUGUCCCGGGUUACAUUCCCAAUGAACAUGAUGAAAUAAUUAUUCUUGAGCUUCCAGCAUCAAUGGUUCGACCACUAAAAGUUCGACAUGGAACAUUUCAGAUUACAACUAGGAGAAUUAGUUUUCUUGUUGAUAAAUCUGAGAAGAAAGUCAAAGAUAAAGCUGAAGAUAAGGAUCGAAGCUGGUUGAUGGCUUCUCUUCAUCAAGUACACAACAGAAGGUACCUUCUCCGGAAAAGUGCUUUGGAAAUAUUUAUGCUUGACCGAUCAAAUUUCUUCUUCGACUUUGGGAGUUCUGAGGCAAGGAUGAGCACCUAUCGAGCUAUCAUUCAUGCUCGUCCUCCACGCUUGAACAGUAUUUACUUGGCGACUCAGAGACCUGAGCAACUUCUCAAGCGCACUCAACUUAUGGAACGUUGGUCACGCUGGGAGAUCAGCAACUUUGAAUAUUUAAUGCAGCUCAAUACAUUGGCUGGCCGUAGUUAUAAUGACAUAACCCAGUAUCCCGUUUUUCCAUGGGUUCUUUCAGAUUACAAGUCAACUCAUUUGGAUCUUGCCAAUCCGUCCUCUUAUCGGGAUCUUUCCAAGCCCAUUGGAGCAUUAAAUGAUGAUCGGCUAAAAAAGUUCCAUAAAAAAUACUCGAGCUUUAAUGAUCCUGUCGUACCCAAGUAUCAUUAUGGCUCACACUACUCGACUGCUGGGGCAGUGUUGUAUUAUCUCAUGCGAGUUGAACCAUUUACUACUCUUUCAGUUAGAUCACAAGGUGGCAAGUUUGACCAUGCAGACAAAAUGUUUUCAGAUAUUGGUGCUACGUGGACUGGAGUUCUGGAGGAUAUGAGUGACGUGAAGGAACUGGUUCCUGAAUUGUUUUACCUUCCGGAGAUCUUGACAAAUGAGAACUUAAUUGAUUUUGGCACCACACAACCUGGAGAUAAAUUAGAUUCUGUCCGGCUUCCUCCUUGGGCUAAAAACCCUGUUGAUUUCAUCACUAAACAUCAAAUGGCUCUCGAGAGUGAGCACGUGUCUGCACAUUUGCAUGAGUGGAUUGAUCUUAUAUUUGGGUACAAGCAACAAGGGAAAGAAGCUAUUUCAGCAAACAAUGUAUUCUUUUAUGUCACUUAUGAAGGAGCUGUUGACAUUGACAGAAUUCAGGAUCCUGUCCAACGGCGUGCUGUACAAGAUCAAGUUGCUUACUUUGGUCAAACCCCAUCACGUCUUUUGGCAGUCCCUCAUAUAAAGAAGAUGCCACUUUCAGAUGUUCUUCAUAUGCAGACCAUCUUUCGGAAUCCUAAAGAAGUGAAACAAUAUCGUGUUCCGUACCCUAACCGCUGCAACCUACCUGCAUCUGCCAUUCACGCAACUUCAGAUGCUCUUGUAAUUGUCGAUACUGAUGCCCCAUCAGCAAAAAUAGCGUUACACAAAUGGCACCCAAAUACACCUGAUGAAAAUGGAAUGCCAUUCAUGUUUCAGCCUGGAAAAAAUAAUAUAAACGCAGGUGGUGGGGGUGGAGGUUUCAUGAGAAUUUUCAGAGGAAGACGUGGGUCCACUUCAAAGGAGUGGACAUAUCCUCAGGCUCAUGCAUAUGCAGCUUCUGGGAUCAGGAACUCUUCCAUAGUCUCCAUAACAUAUAACAACGAAGUUAUCAUGGGUGGACAUGUAGACAACAGUAUCAGAUUGGUAUCGCCAGACGGGGCAAAAACAUUAGAAAUAGCGAGAGGCCAUUGCGCACCAGUGACUUGUUUAUCUCUAUCACCUGAUAGCAAGUACCUCGUGAGUGGUUCCCGUGACACAACGGUAUUAGUCUGGAGAAUACACCGGUCACCAAGAAUCCGGUCUGGCAGCAUGUCUGAGCCACCCACCGGCUCAGUCACACCAACUUCAGUUAGUGCUACUACUGCUGCAAGUUGCUUCAUUGAUAAAAACAGAAGAAGGCGUAUUGAGGGUCCCAUUCAGGUUGUCCGUGGCCAUCUUGGUGAAAUUAUUGAUUGCUGUGUGAAUUCAGAUCUUGGAGCUGUUGCCUCGUGCUCUUAUGUGUCAGAUGUUUUGGUUCAUUCAGUGAGUAGGGGUCGAUUGCUCAGAAAACUUCAUGGUGUAAAGGCUGAUAAAGUUAGGCUUUCAAAAAAUGGGGUUGUACUCACUUGGAAUGAUUCUGUGCACGCUCUCUCGAGCUUUACUCUUAAUGGGAUAUUAAUUGCUCGGGUGCAGCUUCCUUUUUCAUGUAGCAUUAGUUGCAUGGAGAUUUCUUUUGAUGGGCGGAGUGUUUUGCUUGGAUUAAACUCAACUUCAAAAAACAACCAUGAUGGUGGAUUAAAAGAAGUUGGUGAAACUGAAAGAUUAAAUGUUCAAUAUCCUUCGGUUUGUCUUCUCGAUCUGCAUACUCUUAAGGUAUCUCACACAAUGAAACUUGAAGAAGAUCAAGAUAUAACAGCACUGACGAUGAACAAGGACAACACUAAUCUCUUGGUGUCAACCUCUGACAAACAAUUAAUAAUCUAUACAGAUCCUGCUGUGAAGUUCACAACUGUCGUCAGACGAGCAGGAAGUGGACUUAUAGGGUUGCCAAGGGGAAGACGUCGAUCAAAGAGGAGCUUAGCAAGUGUUUCAAGUGAUGAUGAAUAGUAAUCCCUCGAUAGCAACAUGCUUCCUUACCCACUUUGUCCAUAAGUCAGGAUGUGCUUUAAGAUGGUGGAUCAAAUGCUAAUUUCAUAAAAUUCUGGGAGAAGUCAAGUUUUCAGCAGUUGAUCAAGACGGCAGACUAUCUUGUUUCUUGAGUUAACAUGUGACUCAGAUUCAACUCACAGCGGUUGUUAUUGUUUGACGUAUCUCCCCAGGCUCGGUACAUAUUACUUGCAGAGUAUUUACAUUAGCAAUAGAGGGAUGUUAUGCAAAUUUUGACUUUGAUCUUGUAAAUUGAUGUCACCAUGAAAAUGCAUGUGGCCCUUGAGCUAGAUGUACAUAUUUACCCUAAUCUCUGUAUAGUGUAAUGCUACGUGUUGUAUUCUGAUGUGUUUAGAAAUGGGAAAACCACACUUUCUUCG